Pezoporus flaviventris is the source of this 888-nucleotide messenger RNA. It is a transcript of the gene QPRT, whose product is annotated as quinolinate phosphoribosyltransferase. NCBI's taxonomy places the organism in Eukaryota, Metazoa, Chordata, Aves, Psittaciformes, Psittacidae. Gene Ontology annotation, molecular function: nicotinate-nucleotide diphosphorylase (carboxylating) activity. The transcript is spliced from 4 exons. Gene Ontology annotation, cellular component: cytoplasm. The coding region runs from base 1 to 888 and encodes 295 amino acids. The record is from RefSeq and is a predicted model, not a curated record. Gene Ontology annotation, biological process: quinolinate catabolic process; NAD+ biosynthetic process.
AUGGAGCCCCCUCCACUUCCGGUGCUUCCCCCGCCCUCCCUCCGCGUCCUGGCCCUCCAUUGGCUGCAGGAGGACACGUCGCCCUUUGACCCCGCGUCGUCGCUUUCCGGUGAUGGCGGCCGCGGCCUGGCUCGGGCCCAGCUGGUCUCCAAGUCCGCCGGGGUCCUGGCGGGGCUCCCGUUCGCCGAGGCCGUGUUCCGGGAGCUCGGUUGCGAGCUCCGGGCGCUGCUCCCGGAGGGCUCGGCCCUGCCCGGGGCCCGCACGGCGGUGGCGGAGCUGCGGGGCCCGGCCUGGGGGCUCCUCUACGGCGAGCGGGUGGCGCUCAACUGCCUAGGCCGCUGCAGCGGCGUCGCUACCAUGGCAACGGCGGCGAGGGGCGUGGCCCGCGCACGAGGCUGGCACGGAUUGGUCGCCGGCACCCGGAAGACCACGCCCGGCUUCCGGUUGGCGGAGAAGUACGCGCUGGCCGUGGGCGGGGCCGACGCGCACCGCUGGGGGCUCGACGGGCUCCUAUUGGUCAAGGACAAUCACGUGGCGCUGCACGGGGGGUCCAUGGAGGAGCUCGUGGGCGCUGCCCGCGCCGCCGCCGGGUUCUGGCGCCGCGUCUCCAUCGAGGUCGGUUCCGAGGGCGCCGCCGUGGCCGCCGCCGCUGCCGGGGCCGACAUCGUCCUCAUGGACAACUUCAGCCCCCAGGCCCUGCACAAGGCGGCGGCGGCCGUCAAGGCCUCCCGGCCCCACGUCGUGGUGGAGGCGAGCGGCGGCAUCACCCUGGACUCCCUGCCCCACUUCCUGGGGCCCCACAUCGACGUCGUCUCCAUGGGGUGCCUGACCCACAGCGCCCCUGCCCUGGACUUCGCCCUCAAGGUCCUGCCCCAUAGCGAGCAAUGA